AAACAGAAAGGCUGGGAACAAGACUAAGAAGUGUUCACUGCAGUGUGUGUGAGGGGCCGGUCUGUCCUCCUGAGAAGUUAAUCAGUAAAAACCUUUACUUUCUGUUACCAGCAGAGCUGCAGCAAAGAAACAAGCAGAAGGACUCAGACAGGAAGCUGUGAGCCUCGGCAGCAUCUUCACUCCAUCAUGUCUGGAGCUCCGCUGGGUCUGAAGACGUCCAAGAGCAAAGAAAUCCUGCAUCCAGACAUGUCUGAGGCAGGUGUUGGUGAUGCUGCAGGUUUGACCAUGAAGGUAAAACCUCCUUUAAACCUGGUUCUGGUUGGGAGCAGAGGAACAGGGAAGACUAUUGCAGCUGAAGCUAUAUUAGAUCAGACAGAUCUUCCUCCAGCCUCCAGCCCAUCACAGUGUGUUAAACAUGAGGCAGAGGUGUGUGGACGUCAGGUUUCUGUGCUACAGAUGCCUCCUCUGUACGACAAACCACCUGAGGAAGUGAUGGAGGAAUCCUUCAGGUGUGUCUCCCUCUGUGAUCCUGAGGGGGUCCAUGCCUUCAUCCUGGUCCUACCUGUGGGUCCCCUCACUGAUGAAGACAAGGGAGAGUUACAGACCAUCCAGGACACAUUCAGCCCUCGAGUCAAAGACUUCAUCAUGAUUCUGUUCACUGUGGACUCAGAUCCUGCAGCUCCAGCUGUUCUUAACUUUAUAAAGGAGACCAAGGAGAUCCAGGAGCUCUGUCAGAGCUGUGAAGGAAGAUAUUUUGUUCUUAAUGUCAAAGAAAAGAAGCAGAUCCCACAACUGUUGGAGACUGUGGAUCAAACAGGCUCUGAAGCCUCCAGAGGUUUCACAAUGGAGACCUUCACCAGAGCUAACAUGGAGAGAGUUUUAAAGCUUCAGGCUGACCUGCAGGAUGUGAGACACAAGGUGGACACAGAUAGCGAGCUCAGAGGACGUCUGGAAGAAAAAGAAGAAGAGAUGAGGAACAAAGAGGAAGAGAUGAAGAACAAAGAGGAAGAGAUGAAGAACAAAGAGGAAGAGAUGAAGAAGAAACACAAAGAGGAGCUGAAGGCUCUGAGAGCUCAGGCUGAACAAGAACGAAAGCAGAGAGUUCAGCAGCUGAAAGAAAAAGAUGAAAGUCUGGAGAAAGAGCGAGAGAAGAGGAAGAAAGAAGCUGAGGAAGAGGAGAAGAGACGAAGAAAACAGGAAGAAGCUCAGCGGCAGGAGUGGAAACAGAAACUAGAAGCUGCAGAACGAAGAAUUCAGUCAGAAAGAACAGAAAGAGAAAAGGCUGAGAGUAAACUGGAGCAGAGCAGACGAGAGAUGAAGAGAAAUCAAGAUGGUUGGGAGAAAGAGAAAGAUCAGAUCUGGGAACGAGUCCUUCAGGUACUCAAACAGAACAUGGAGGACCUGAAAGAGAACCUGCAAGAGGAGAGGAGCAGCCACAGGGAACUCCAGGAGGAGUACCACAGGAGGAGGAGGAAGUGGGUUUAUCCCUGGAUUUUCUUGUUCCCACUUUUGUUCGUUGUCUAUUUACUGUAUCAGUUUCUCACAACAUAAAGAGGACUAUAAGACCCUCAGUCUUAGAGGGACCACAGACCUGUCCUCCUGGUCCAUCUACACCAGGCAUGGUCAGUCCUGGUCCUGGAGGUCUUCAGCCCUGCAUGUUCUACUUGUUUCUCUGCUCCAACACACCUGAUAUGAUGAUUAUCAGACUUGUGCA
Molecule: messenger RNA, 1714 nt
Organism: Austrofundulus limnaeus
Lineage: Eukaryota; Metazoa; Chordata; Actinopteri; Cyprinodontiformes; Rivulidae
Product: trichohyalin
Exons: 5
Coding region: 187-1551 (454 amino acids)
Molecular function (GO): GTP binding
Source: RefSeq, a predicted model, not a curated record